Trematosphaeria pertusa is the source of this 1477-nucleotide messenger RNA. Its product is annotated as Actin/actin-like protein. NCBI's taxonomy places the organism in Eukaryota, Fungi, Ascomycota, Dothideomycetes, Pleosporales, Trematosphaeriaceae. The transcript has 3 exons. Bases 1 to 1341 code for a protein of 446 amino acids. Gene Ontology annotation, cellular component: Swr1 complex. The record is from RefSeq and is a predicted model, not a curated record. Gene Ontology annotation, molecular function: nucleosome binding.
AUGCCGCCGAAAGGCUCCAAGAAGGCCGCCGCUACAGCCCCAGCCAGAACCCUCGUCCUCGAUAAUGGCGCCUAUACGAUCAAAGCCGGCCUUGUCUCGGCCGCCCCCGCAAACCCAAGCUACGAUGACUGCGUCGUGAUUCCGAACUGCGUCGCUCGCAGCACACGCGACAAGCGCACCUAUAUUGCCUCGGAGCUAGCACAAUGCAAAGACUUUGGAGAAUUGGCAUUCCGGAGGCCAGUUGAGAAGGGAUUCAUCGUCAAUUGGGAGGCAGAGAAGGCUAUUUGGGAGCAUGAGUUCACGGGCGCUGGCGCGGGGGAAGGGCUGAGGUGUGAACCCAAGGAAACGAAUUUGAUCUUGACAGAGAAGCCGAAUUGCCCGAAGGAGCUGCAGAAAAACUGCGACGAAAUCGUCUUUGAGCAAUUCGAGUUCGCAGCCUACUAUCGAUGUAUUGGUCCUACCCUAAAUGCCUACAAUCCCUCAUCAGUCGGCUCAUUUUCUGCCCUCCCCCAAGAAUGCCUCCUCAUCAUCGACACGUCGUACUCCGACACGACGAUACUACCUAUUUACCACGGGCAGCUUAUCCAGUCAGCACUGCGACGCCUCACCGUUGGCGGCAAGCUACUCACCAACUACCUCAAAGAGCUCUCCUCACUCCGACACUACAACAUGCUGGAGGAGACAUAUCUUUUGAAUGAGAUCAAGGAAGCUGUGUCCUUCGUGGCGCCAUCCACACAACAAUUCUCCGAGGAUCUGGAGCGGACUUGGAAGGGGAGAUUAGGCGACAAAAGAGAGCUAGACUCGAGCAUCGUGCUGGACUACGUGCUACCGGACUACGAGAGAUCGAUCCACGGAUACGCAAGACCGCACGAUCCCGCCAAGUCAAGAAUGCGCCGCGGUCUGCAGCCACUCCAAGGACCACGAGAAGAUCUGUUGCCUCUUGGCAACGAGCGAUUUGCGGUGCCCGAGCUCCUGUUCAACCCUACAGAUAUUGGUAUCCAAGAAGUGGGGGUUCCAGGGGCUGUCAUGCAAUCUCUCAGUAUCCUCCCGGAAGCUUUGAAAGUGGGCAUGCUGGCGAACAUCGUUGUGGUCGGAGGCAACUCGCUUAUUCAAGGCUUCAUGGAGAGAUUGCAGUCCGAGCUGAUGGCGCUGGUGCCGGCCGAGUAUGUGCUUAACCUCACGAGAGCGGAAGACCCAAUCAAGCAUACGUGGUUGGGAGCUGCCCGGUUUGCGCGCGAGCCUGAGCGGCUGAAGCAGGUUCUGGUCUCCAAGGCGGAGUAUGACGAGCGAGGCUCUGCGUGGCUCGGGAAGAAGUUUGCUGGAGGAGAGAAAGUAGCUUAACCUUCAGUCAUGCGCCAUACGUGGUCUGUAGACAAUUGUAUGCAUAAAUGGCGAAUUGACGCCGCGAAUGGAUUUCAAUGCAUCUAUAUCUCGGUGCUAGUACGUGCACCUCUGCGGUUCUUAGGGAAGGUGAGGU